This is a messenger RNA of Staurois parvus, 1794 nucleotides long. NCBI's taxonomy places the organism in Eukaryota, Metazoa, Chordata, Amphibia, Anura, Ranidae. The record is from the annotation of a GenBank genome assembly.
AUGAGCUACUCUCUGGACACUAUAGGUAGCCCCUCUUAUAGGAGGAUGGCGGAGAUUAGGACCAGCUACAGUCGGACCAGCAGUUCCCCCACCAGCGGUUUCAGAUCUCAGAGCUGGUCCCGAAGUACUCCUAGCACCAUUUCCUCCUCUUAUAAGAAGAUCAACCUAGCUGCGCCCAGAGGGUUCAGCUCCAGUGACAGUUUGGACCUGAGUCAGUCCUCCGGCUUCAAUGGGGACCUCAAGCAAGUCCGGUCCAGCGAGAAGGAGCAACUGCAGGGACUUAAUGACCGCUUUGCCGGCUACAUCGAGAAGGUCCAUUACCUGGAGCAGCAGAACAAGGAGAUCGAGGGAGAGAUCCAGGCCCUGAGACACAAGCAGAGCGGCUACAGCCAGCUGGGUGAGAUCUAUGAACAGGAGUUGAGGGAGUUGAGGACCAACUUGGAGCAAGUCAACCACGAGAAGGCGCAGAUCCUCCUAGACUCCGAACACCUGGAAGAAGACCUCCAGAGGCUGAAGGACAGGUAUGACGACGAGGCCAGGAUCAGGGACGAGACGGAGUCUGCUGUAAGGUCUAUGCAGAAGGACAUAGAUGACACGUCCUUGAUAAAGGUGGAGCUGGACAAGAAGGUGCAGUCCUUGCAGGAAGAGAUCGCCUUCCUCAAGAACAACCAUGAGGAAGAAGUGGGCGAGCUCCUAGCGCAGAUCCAGGCCUCACACAUCACUGUAGAUAGGAAAGAUUUCCAGAAAACAGACCUGGCCUCAGCCCUGAGGGAAAUCCGCUCCCAGCUGGAGGGCCACUCCAACAGCAACAUGAUGCAGACAGAGGAAGUCUUUAAAAACAGAUAUGUAAAGCUGACAGAGGCGGCCGAGCAGAACAAGGAGGCCAUCAGGUCUGCCAAAGAGGAGAUCGCAGAAUACAGAAGGCAGUUACACAGCAAAACUGUGGAGCUGGAGUCUGUCAGGGGUACCAAAGAGUCACUGGAGAGGCAACUGAAUGACAUAGAGGAGAGACACAACCAUGACUUGACCAGUUACCAGGAAACCAUCCAGCAGCUGGACAAUGAGCUGAGAGGAACAAAAUGGGAAAUGUCCCGACACCUGAGGGAAUACCAGGACCUGCUCAAUGUCAAGAUGGCUCUGGAUAUAGAAAUUGCUGCAUACAGGAAACUCUUGGAAGGGGAAGAAACCCGCUACAGUUCAUUCUGCGGCAUUCCAUCAGGCCCCUCAGCUCCAGCCAGACAGGCACCUAUCACAAUAUCCUCUACCCGCAUACAGACUUCACGAGCUGAGGCACCAAGAGUUAAAGUGCAACACAAAUUUGUUGAGGAGAUCAUUGAAGAGACCAAAGUGGAAGAUGAGAGGUCAGACAUGGAGGCAGCUUUGGCAGCUAUGGCAGAAGAGUUUGCAUCUGGUCUUCUAGAUGAAGAUGAGCAGAAGGAGGAUGAAGAAGAGGAAGAAAAAGAGGGAGAAGGAGAAGGAGAGGAAGAGGGUGAAGGUGAGGUGGAGGAGGAGAUUGUAGCAGCUGUAGAAUCCACAGUACAGGCAGCAGCACCAGGUGAAGAAGAGGAGGAAGAAGCAGAAGAAGAGGGAGAAAAGGCAGAGGAAGAAGCAGAGGAGGAGGGUGAGAAGGGAGAAGAAGAGGGAGAAGAGGAAGGAGAGGAAGGAGAAAAAGAAGAAGAAGAAGCAGCAGAAGAGGAAGGGGAGAAAGAGGAAGAAGCAGAAGAGGGAGAAACAGCAGAGGGGGAGGUAGAAGAAGAGGAGAAGGAAGAAGAAACAGCAGAAGAAGUAGCAGCA